Messenger RNA from Ipomoea nil (Japanese morning glory), 309 nucleotides. RefSeq names its product monothiol glutaredoxin-S6. NCBI's taxonomy places the organism in Eukaryota, Viridiplantae, Streptophyta, Magnoliopsida, Solanales, Convolvulaceae. Bases 1 to 309 code for a protein of 102 amino acids. The transcript has a single exon. The record is from RefSeq and is a predicted model, not a curated record.
AUGGAUUCAGUGAGGAGCUUAGCAUCAUGCAAGCCAGUGGUGAUCUUCAGCAAGAGUUCCUGCUUCAUGAGCCACAGUAUCAAGUCUCUGGUCACCAGUUUUGGGGCAAACGCCACCGUUUAUGAGCUUGAUGAGCUCCCCAAUGGGCAGCAACUUGAAAGAGAGCUGGUGGCAUCUGGGCUCAGACCCACUGUUCCUGCAGUUUAUAUAGGUGGAGAUUUUGUUGGUGGUGAAAAUGAAAUCAUGUCCCUUCAUCUCAAGGGCCAACUCGUCCCACUCCUCAAGAAAGCUAAAGCCAUAUGGGUCUAA